Messenger RNA from Gaeumannomyces tritici R3-111a-1, 2874 nucleotides. RefSeq lists its product as hypothetical. The coding region runs from base 153 to 2387 and encodes 744 amino acids. The record is from RefSeq and is a predicted model, not a curated record. The transcript has 4 exons. NCBI's taxonomy places the organism in Eukaryota, Fungi, Ascomycota, Sordariomycetes, Magnaporthales, Magnaporthaceae.
UGGCUUCCGAGGCGUCGAGGAAUUGACAACCGAAAUACCGCCUUGUAAACACAACACCCCUGAAUGCAUACAUACUUUAAGCCUCCUGCCGAUUCAACACAGUCGCGCGCCUCCCGCAACUUCCGGCGAUAAAUAGGCAUCCUUUUGUCGCGAUGGCUCCGGGCUAUCGCACCAACGCCCAAACCCGCCGUGGCAACCGCGGAGCCUACCCCGAGCACGAUGAUUUCGAAGGUCUGCCCGUGCGCCAGUGGAGGCAAGAGUGGGUGAAUGUCACACCCCCGCAGCAGGUCGAGGCGCAAACGCGCAAUGAUAUCUGGGCCGUUGAACUGCCUUAUGGCAUGCCGAAGGACACACAGCUGCUCCCGCCCCAUAGCCAGGAGCUGUUGCGCGCCGCCCGCUCCGGCCGCCUGUACAAGCGCCCGGCCCCCGCCGACGACGACGACGCCGACCCGGACCCCGCCUUGGAGAAGGGGGAGAAGAAGGAGGACGUUGCCGACAAGGGCUACACGGUCAAGGUGUGGAAACAGGUGCCCAGGACCUCCGAGGGGGCCAGCGUCUCGCAUCUCGCCAAGCGGCGCAAGGACACCAUCACGCUCAAGCCCAAGGCCGAGGUGUUGCAGUUUACCGGACCUAUGAUCACCCGCGCUACCAUCCGGCGCGUCGAUGCCGCUGGGAAUCCGUACGAACAGACAAUUACUUUGAGCGAGGGACAGCCCGUCGACGGCGAAAUCGUCUCUACCAGCGUCAUCCCCGCCCCGGUCGCGCCCGUAGACGUUCAGCCACAGCAGGUGACCCCGGCGCGGAGGAAGCCUCCCCCACCGCGUAGGAAGCCCAAGGGCCCCGGCCGUGGACGCAAAAAGGGCAGGCUCCCGCUUCCCUCCAGCACAAGGCCCCCUGUUGAUGGGGCAAGCACCGACACUGCUCCCGCUGCUCCCCAAGACGGCCAGCCGGGAAACGAGCCCAUAGUUGCAGGCAUGCGGCCUGAAGACUCGCACCGGCGCGACAGCGAACCAAUGGACCAGUCGAUUCCACCAUCCGACGACGAGGAUGGCGAUGAGGGUGAUGAUGGAGAAGAGGGCGACGAAGGCACUGGGGACGUGGAUAUGGACCUUGGAAGUGACACUGCGGACCGUAGCCAGGACACGCCUAUGCAGGCCCUGGACGAACAGGUGACGGCAGGCGAUGAUGCCACGCCAUCUAUACCAUCGCAGGGAGGCAGCGACACACCCCCUAUCACUUCGAUUGAUGAGCCAGAGUCUCACAAACGGUUAUCUCCGAGCCCCCUAAACAUGGAGCUCGCGCAUGCUCCGCCGCAUAUGGAAGGGAGCCCUCUGAAAAACGUGGCCCUGGCAUCACCGGCCGGCCCGUCGCCUGCGCAGUCACCUGCCGCCAUUGGCGUAACAGCUGCUGCCCCUGGGAGCUCAGCAGAACCGCAGCAGGCGUCAGAGGGCUCAGAUGAAAUGCAAUUGUCGGAGCCAGAGCCGGCCGCGCCGAUCGCUGCCGCUACCCCCCUUAACCACGAGAUGGUCCCUGCAGUCUCCAUUACGGUGCCGUCAGCUGAGGCGAGCCAGGCGGCCGAGCCUUCAGCUAUGGAGGUAUACCUGCCCAUGGACGCAGCCCCGAAUCCCACCGCUGUACCGGCCCCGAGUCCUCCAAACGAAGUUCAGGUCUCGGAAUUGGAGAUCACAAGCAGACCAGUCUCAACGGGGGAAGACAAAUCAUCCACGCCCCCUUCAAUUCAGCCUACACAACACGAACCUGCUCCAACGGCGUCAACAGACGAGAGACCCGCAUCCCAAGAUCGACUACCGGAACCGGAUGCCCCCGUAGUGCCUGUGGAGGGUAACCCUGCGCAACCAGAGAUACAGGACCAGCCAAGCGGGCUAGGCGAGGCGGUUGCACAGGGGUCCGUGGAUGCUGUACAGGCGCUUGACGAGCCAGCAGGUGAAGCCGCUGCUAUAGAGCCCAGUCAGGAAAUAGCCGAGCCAGCGCCCGCGCCCGCAGCCGCCGAAUCAAAUGGACCUGAUGAAGAGGUGGAGACGAAGAUGGAAGAUGCCACCCCUGCAGCCCCUACGGCCCCGGUCGCCCCGGAGGCGACCGUGGAGCCCCCGCGAUCGCCGCCGCUCGAGCCUACCAAGGUCGUCGAAGACGAGGAUGAAGGGCCGGACUUCCUCUCCGGGCUCGAGGCUGAGCUGGACCGGCAGGAGGAGCUGAACCGUGCCGCCGUCAGCGCCAAGGUGGAGACGCCCGUCUCGCCCCCGACGGCGGACGCGAAGCCGGCCACAGACGUCUCCGAAGGGGAUCCGCCGGCUGCUGAUGAGGCCAAAGCGGCAGAGAAUGCGAGUACCGGCAUCGGGGAAGCCGGAACAGCGCCGGACGCGCCAUAAUUUCCCGAUGCGGGAAUUGCCGGAAGGCUUCGCCGGCGGUGAUGCCUCAGAUGGGGCAUUUAUAUAUUCUUAGAUGUCGUUUUGCCGUUCGAAGGGAGUCUUGCUCGCCCCCUUCUCCUUGUUCUUGCUACAUCUUUUUUUCCCCUCCUAUUACAGAUAUCUCUCCAAAUUCGGCAGACAGAGCCUUGUUCGCUGUCGACCUUCUUGGAUUUUCUUCCCGCGGAGGCGAGGCAGCUAGUUGCGGCGACCCACGGGCAGAGAGUGAAAAGCAGCCCCUGGCGCAUUUCCAAGUCUCGAAGUUUAGGGUGAUAUAGAUACGUACAUCGAAGCAUGUUUCUCGAAGGGGUGGACUAUACACACCCAGACUAAACCUAAUUAAGCGGCCUACAUUCCCGAUAUUUGUAGAGUCAACUUUUCAAGUACCGGGCAGCCACGCCCACUAAAAAAGCAGCAGUCUUACCGGAGGUCCUAAAGAUUAAGUGCAUAG